UUUAUAUUGUCUGUCAUUCUCUUCAUUUUAUCUUUUAUGCUUUGUAUGAAAUAGUAUUUUGCUAGGUAAAAAGAAUAGAAAAAAAACCUAAAAAAUCCAUUAAAUGCAAAGAAAUAAUUUAAUAAAAUACAGACGUUGAAAUAAAUAAAAAAAAACUCCUUUUUAACUUAUAACUAUGCUAAAUGACUUCCUCUGAAGAAAACUCAGUCUAAUGACCUUGAAAUCCAUGCAUCUUUAAACUGAACUUACCAAAAACAUAAAUCCCAACUAAAUAAAAAAUGUCUGAAUUAAAUCCAGAAAUUGUUGAAAAUUGGUGUCACACCAAAUCAAAUAUCAUUAAAUUCAAUUUCACUUGGACAAUUGAUAAUUUUCGUUAUCUCCAGCACAAAACUGGCGAAGCUCUUCGAUCCUCCACAUUCUCAGCGGGUUGUGAUCACGAAUCAAAAUGGUGCCUUCGACUUUAUCCAAAAGGCGAUAGUGCCGAUAGCAAAGACUAUAUCGCUUUAUAUGUCGAAGUAACAGACAAAUUGCGUAAAUCUGGGCUACUUGCUCGAUUUACAUUGAGUAUUUUAGAUGCCCAUCGACAAAAAACCAAUCAAGCUGGUGAAAACAUGGAGUAUAUUAAUUUUAAAAAUGGCUCCGAAGCUCGUGGCUAUCCCAAAUACAUUAGUCGUGGUUUUCUUCUAAAUGAAGCCAACGGCUUGGUGCCGGGGAAUAGACUAACCAUCUUUUGUGAAGUCCAAAUCCUCUCGGACAGUGUCAACACUUGUGGACGAAAGAUUCAAAGAAAAUUUGAAGUUCCCGAGUGUAGCAUUGGCGAUGACUUCUGUGAGCUUUUGGAUAGUGAGAAAUUCAGUGACGUCACUCUGGCAGUGGGUGAAUAUGAAUUUCAAGCUCAUAAGAACAUUUUGUCUGCUCGAAGUGAUGUUUUCGCUGCAAUGUUCGAACAUGAUAUGAAAGAGCAACAAUCUAAUCGAGUUGUAAUAACCGAUGUUGAUCAUGUGGUUUUGCAAGAGUUGUUGCAUUUUAUUUACACGGGCAGGGCACCGAAUAUAAGUGAAAUGGCUUCUAGUUUGUUGGUUGCAGCUGAUAAGUAUGCUUUGGAACAGUUGAAGGUACUUUGUGAAGAAGCUUUGUUUUCGGGGCUGUCGAUUGAGACGGCAGCUGAAACUUUAGUUUUGGCAGAUUUUUAUGCGGCAGAACAAUUGAAAAGGAAUACGAUUGAGUUUAUUAAUAGUCAUGCCAAGGAAGUUAUUGAAACAAAUGAAUGGAAAAAUAUGGUUUUGAGUCAUCCAAAUUUGGUAGCUGAGGCUUUUGAAGCAUUGUUUGCACGAAAGGGCAGCGAUCAGAAGGAACCGUGCAAGGAUGAACAUAUUUAAGCAACAAUAUCUGCAAUCCGAAGCUUACAAUGUGCUACCGGAGUUAAUUAAUUGACCAUUGUUAAAAGUUGGUAUUGUAUUAUUGCUCAAUAAAUGUGCAGAAGCUUACUAAAAACAAAA
Molecule: messenger RNA, 1499 nt
Organism: Episyrphus balteatus (marmalade hoverfly)
Lineage: Eukaryota; Metazoa; Arthropoda; Insecta; Diptera; Syrphidae
Product: protein roadkill-like
Exons: 2
Coding region: 279-1379 (366 amino acids)
Biological process (GO): proteasome-mediated ubiquitin-dependent protein catabolic process; regulation of proteolysis
Cellular component (GO): nucleus; cytoplasm
Molecular function (GO): ubiquitin protein ligase binding
Source: RefSeq, a predicted model, not a curated record